GUCUCCCAGGGUCCAUCAUCCAGUGGGUCGACGAUGGCGAAUACAAUUUCAAGUUUACGUUGAAGAAGCAUUACAAAAGUGAUGGUUCCGUCGACGACAUCGCAAAGCGAUGCAAGGUUGCCGGGAGGAUGUUCGGCGGGUACGGCCGGCGUGCGAUGUCUUUGCCGUACUUUGUCCCGCUAGCGUCGGGGCACGACGAGGCCGUUCACGUGACAAACUUCCUCGAGGUCUGGGCGAGAUCUGGUACCUCUGUCAGUGUCGUGGACGUCGGACCUGGGACAUCGAUCAGUGGUCCUGUUGGGUUCGCGGGAGGAGAGUGCCCUGAAAGGGGGAUGGGAGGUCAGGGUGGCCUGCCAGCUACGCCUCCUGAUCAAGAGGUGGGCAUGUCAGACGACUCGAAGGACGACCAUCCGCAUGCUCCUUUGAAACCGGACUUGCAUGGAUCUCUCCGCCAAGGUUUGCUUGAGGAGUCGACGCCACGUGGAGGCGGCGAUGGCGAACGGUUGCGACAGGGCUCAGAAUCGACGACUCCUCGUGGUCUGGUCGAAAGGAUCGGUUCGUUCGUUCGUGGCAUGCAGGUGGCCGAGGUUUCGCCUGGAGAUCGAGCGGGUGGUCCGCAGGUUCGAGAGGUGCGUGGGUCAGAUGAGACGACUUGCCGGGCCCGACCUGCGUCUGCGCAACUGCAGACGGAGUUGAGCCAGGAAGGAGAAGCAAGUGGGAACGUCGCCGGUGAGGAGGAGGUGUCCGAGCAGGGGCUGUUCCGUGAGAGAUCGGCUGAAAAGACUCAGUCGGGAGGCAAGCGCAACUUGCCGAAUGAGGAAGAGCGAGAGGAAGUAGGUGCUCUGAAAAGGCAGAGAAAGGUAGGAGGGAGUGCUCGGGUGCCAACAACACGAGAGGGCGGUUCCCUUGACAAGAGGAAAAGGGUUCGGGGUGGGGAUGAAACGCCAAAAGACUCGUCGACAUGGCGAAGAACUGGUGAGUCUUCUGGAAAACGGUCAACGAAAGCAGAUGAGGGCGACAGUGGGGAGGGGGAUGACGACGUGGAGAUUAACCUCAACGCCUUUAACCUCGACAAUGCGUUUUUCCUCGAGAUGCAGACAGGGGUGCAGAGGGACGUCGUGUUGCACAUCCAUCCCGAAAGAAUAUUAGCUAUUCCAGACAGGGAAGACGCGUACAACCACCGAUCCUUGGACGAUUUCCUCAUUGAUACCAUCGCGUCGGCUAUGAUCGACUGCUACGAACGUAAAGACAUGAGAUACACGAAGCCCAUUUUCGUUCUCGCUCCGAUCGUUUCGCCUCGACAGAACGGCGAGUCUGCUGUGCGCGUGCUGCCUGCUGACUUCGACAACUCACAACCGGAGAAAUACUGGUAUUAUCCUGUGUGUGGACAGCAUAACGCGAGGGUGGCGAUGAAGGUGAAAGACCAUCCCGUGUUUGAGUACUACAACUUCUGUAAAUGGUCGUUCAGACCGAUCUACUUCCCUGACGACGAGUUCGACGGCUACGCCCAUGUCAGCUGCGAAGACAACAUGAAAGACAAGAAGAAUCCACCGCGCUUGCAGGUUUUGUCUAUGCGGGACAUUCGCAAUAUCUGGAAAAUUAAGGGCAAACCGCGUGUGGUGCUCGGCAAUGCGUCGAAGAAAAAGGACGAGGUGCGAAAGUGGGUGCAGUUCAUGGCGUUGGCUAUGAAGAAGACACCGUACACGCCUUUGUGGAACCUGUCAACGGAAGAAAAGACAAGAAAGGAAUGGGCUGAGAAACUUCGAUACUACCUCCCGCUGGCCAUGGCAGAUGACUCCGUCUUCACUUUGGAGGAGAAGUUCUAUUAGGAGUGGUCGAAAGGGAAACUCCUUGCUUCCGACGGC
This is a messenger RNA of Chara braunii, 1865 nucleotides long. The record is from the annotation of a GenBank genome assembly. Lineage: Eukaryota; Viridiplantae; Streptophyta; Charophyceae; Charales; Characeae.